Molecule: messenger RNA, 2034 nt
Organism: Glycine soja
Lineage: Eukaryota; Viridiplantae; Streptophyta; Magnoliopsida; Fabales; Fabaceae
Product: heparan-alpha-glucosaminide N-acetyltransferase-like
Exons: 14
Coding region: 193-1578 (461 amino acids)
Source: RefSeq, a predicted model, not a curated record
GUGUUGUGUGUGGCAGCUCCUUCUCCAAAUGGCCUAUAAAAGCGGGGAAGAAGGGGAAACAAGGCAAAGAACAAGUUCAAGAAACAGUAAGAGCCAAGGAGAGAAGAAAAAAAAAAAAGAACUGGACUCCUUCAAUUAGUGCAUUGUUUCUUUUCUUCAAAUGGUAGCAAGAAGACAUUGUUAAUUUGAGAGAUGGCGAGUUACGAGGCUAUUAAGAACUUUGAUGAUGAUGAUGAUGAUGAUGAUGAUGUGGAGAUGGCACUCCCCCAUAGCCAGAUCUCUGAAUCAAGAUCUGCCACUGUUUCUUCCCCCAUUGGCCAAACUACCCCGCUUCACAUUCACAACAUUAUUGAGGAACAACGCAUUAUCUCCAGGCACCAACCUCAACCCAAAUCUCCGCGUCUGGUUUCUCUUGAUGUUUUUCGUGGUCUCACCGUCGCGCUGAUGAUACUUGUUGAUGAUGCUGGCGGACUCAUUCCUGCGCUCAACCAUUCCCCAUGGAAUGGUUUAACACUAGCUGAUUAUGUCAUGCCAUUUUUCCUAUUUAUUGUUGGUGUUUCGCUUGCACUCUCAUACAAGAAACUGUCUUGUGGAGUUGAUGCAUCUAGAAAAGCAAGUUUACGGGCUCUAAAACUUCUUGCGUUAGGCCUUUUCCUUCAAGGAGGUUAUUUCCAUCGCGUGAAUGAUCUGACAUUUGGAGUGGAUAUAAAACAGAUAAGAUGGAUGGGAAUACUACAGAGAAUUGCAGUAGCAUAUUUGGUUGUCGCACUGUGUGAAAUUUGGCUCAAGAGUGAUGAUACUGUUAAUUCAGGACCAUCCCUAUUAAGGAAGUAUCGAUACCAGUGGGCUGUGGCUUUGAUUCUUUCUUUCCUUUAUCUUUGCUUGCUAUAUGGAUUGUACGUUCCAGAUUGGGUGUAUCAAAUUCAAACAGAACCUUCUGCAGAGCCAAAGACAUUUUCAGUUAAAUGUGGAGUAAGGGGUAACACUGGUCCAGCCUGCAAUGUGGUUGGAAUGAUUGAUCGAAUGAUAUUGGGUAUACAACACCUGUACAAGAGACCAAUAUAUGCGCGGAUGCCUGAAUGCAGUAUUAAUUCUCCCAACUAUGGACCAUUACCUCCUGAUGCUCCUGCUUGGUGUCAGGCCCCUUUUGAUCCUGAAGGACUCCUAAGUUCAGUGAUGGCUAUUGUCACCUGCUUGAUUGGGUUGCACUAUGGACAUAUUAUUGUCCAUUUUAAGGACCACAGAGUGAGAAUCAUAUACUGGAUGAUCCCAACCUCUUGUCUUUUAGUUUUUGGCCUUGCGUUGGACUUAUUUGGAAUGCAUAUAAAUAAGGUUCUCUACUCGCUCAGUUACACAUGUGUCACUGCUGGUGCUGCAGGCGUCCUCUUUGUCGGAAUAUACUUGAUGGUUGAUGUCUGUGGAUGUCGUCGCAUGACUUUGGUUAUGGAAUGGAUGGGCAUGCAUGCAUUAAUGAUUUAUAUCCUUGCUGCUUGCAAUGUUUUCCCAAUUUUCCUUCAAGGAUUUUAUUGGGGAAGUCCUCACAAUAACAUUCUCAAGUUAAUUGGAGUUGGCACUUGAAGAAAGGCACAUAAACAUGCUAUUGGAUAAAAGAUUAUAUGCAGUAAGACUGUGAACAUGUUUUACUGUAAAAGAAAUGGCUACCCGAGUUUUUGGAGCUAAUCUUUUGAUCAAGAACAAGAACGGGUGUAGCAUAUUCUUCUAAUCUCUUGAUGACGUCACCUGCAUGGAUGAUGGAUAUAGUUUAGAGUUCACUACAUCUCUUGAUGGCAUUACCUUUUCUAUAUAUGGAGCAGCGUUUGUUUAUAAUAGCACCACUGCGAUAUAAUUUGUACUUUUACUUUAUAUCCUUGAAAUGAUAGAUUUCAAGAGAGUAAGCAUCAUUGGACACGAUACGAUAUUAAUGUAAAAUUUAGUUUUAUAUUUUAUUUAUUGUUACUAUUAGCCUAGAAAUGUCAAUUUCUUCUGCAUGAGCUGGUUCUCUAUUAUUGGAUCUAGUAAAACUUUGUUUAAUCA